Molecule: messenger RNA, 924 nt
Organism: Lemur catta (Ring-tailed lemur)
Lineage: Eukaryota; Metazoa; Chordata; Mammalia; Primates; Lemuridae
Gene: MYMX
Product: myomixer, myoblast fusion factor
Exons: 1
Coding region: 174-428 (84 amino acids)
Biological process (GO): skeletal muscle organ development; myoblast fusion
Cellular component (GO): plasma membrane; endoplasmic reticulum membrane; Golgi membrane
Source: RefSeq, a predicted model, not a curated record
GCAUUCAUGAAAGCAAAAAUGACCCAUGAAUUGAGUUCUGGGGAGUAUGAAGUUGUGAACUGAUGGGAGGGGGAAUUCCUGCCCAACCCGUGUCUUUGCCAGGUGAGGCAGGAACAGGAAGUGAAGCCUAAAGCCUGGGUUGCCUACACAGGCACUGACCCCGUGACCCCAUCAUGCCCGUGCCACUGCUCCCGCUGCUGCUGCGAGUGCUGCUGUCCCGCCUGCUGCUGCCUGCUGCCCGCCUGGCCCGCCAGUACCUCCUGCCCCUGCUGCGCCGAUUGGCCCGCCGCCUGGGCUCCCAGGACAUGCGAGAGGCUUUGCUGGGCUGUCUGCUGUUCAUUCUCAGCCAGCGACACCGGCCGGACGCUGGGGAGGCCUCCAGAGUGGACCGCCUGGAGAGGAAGGAGAGGUUAGGCUCCCCAAAGUGAGCCCAUGAGUCCUGGCAGCAGCUGUAUCCAUCAAAAUGCUUUCUUCUGGAGCAGGACAGUCCUGGCGCCAGCACUGACCUCAGCCUGCCCAGCGGGCAGAAGAUAUAGUGGGGGCUGUGCAUGAGAGGGGACUGACCCAGAAUGCCUCCCUGCUCCCAGCAGAAAUGUCUUUCUGGAAGGAUGCCAAGCACCUAGCAGAAAACUGAUCAUUGCUUCUCCCUCCUCCCCCCAGACCUCUCCUAAUCACCUCUGGCCUCAGGGGGGAGGGGAGCUGACCUCCCCCUAACCCCUGCAAAUGGGGACAUCAAGGUCCAGUGAGGGACGAUGCUUAACCUAGGGACAAGUGACAAUUUAGCUGAGAGAUGAGAAUUGAAUCCAGAGACUGUCUUCCAGACUCAGGACCUAUCUUAAAACAAGACCUUGUUUCCGUAUGGAGGCAGACCUGUCCCCAGAGUCCCGCAUUCAGCAAGUGCUCAAUAAAUAUUUGUUAAUUUGA